CUCGUGGCAGAGGGAUCUGUGUCAUUCGGCCACGACACACAUACCGCCCUGACGGCGACUCACGCGCCGACGAUGAAUUCGUGCGACCAAUCAUAUUUUAUUUAUACAGUGACAUACACACUCAAAGGUACAGCAGGUUGUCUGGACAAUAUUACAGACAAUGUUGAAAUACUUUGUGAAGCAUUAAAACUUCUGAACGAUGCUCUCGUAGUGUGCAGCGUGGUUGCAGACUGUGGUCCAAGAUUGAAGUAUGCGUGGGGUGAUGCAUUACAAGGAACAGAUUGUCCAGGCCCUGAUGGGACACCCUACCCUAGGCACUUAGUAAACAGAGCUCUCAAGUCAGGUCCGUGGCAGUCUUCGAGGCAAGGUCGAGGAUUGCGGACGGUGGACCCUGCCAUCAUGAGGCGAGCGCUGCUUGACGCACACGCCGGUUACUCAGAGGGCGCGCCUACGCAAGGCAGCAAUAGAACCGGUCGCUCCUCAAACCUGCCCGGACUAUCGCCGGCGCCCACAAACUCGUGUGGCGGCACUAGAUUAUGUCGGACGAGGUACAACACUACCGCUCCUAUGUACGGGGUGUCUCUAACUUCGGGUCAGCCUGUCACUAUAGUACAGAAAUUCCCUGACUUACUGCAGCAAGUCGUCUUCGAGGUUUGCGAGUCAAGCGAAUGCUCCCUAGUAAGGGGGACAUGCUCACAAACGUACGUGCCCUACCUAUUCUUGGUACUUCCACUCGGACCAGUGACGCUAACAGGUCAAGACUACGUGCUCGUAGAGUCUGGGUGUGUCUGCAGACCAGACCCGGUGCCAUAGACACAGACUUAGACCAUUCGCUAUGAGAAACUAUUAGAAAAAAAAUGAUCCGUCCAAUAGACAAUUUGCAAGAUGGCUGCUGUUUCCCGCCAUUUUUUUGUAGUUGAAGUUUAUUAUUUAUUUUUCGAGAGUUUUUUAUGAUUGUUGUGUUCUUGCUGCGUUUGAAAUCUUGUUUUGGAUUUUAUUUUCGAAUAUUAUUUGGAGAAUCUCAGUUCAAGGAUUAAGAAGUCAGCUGGCUCUGUCAGAUUGUAUUUCGAUCUUCUUUGGGUUACCUAUCUAUUUUUCUUAGGUACACAUUGGUGGAUGAUUUAGCACAAUUUACUGUUUAAAAUUGGAGAGACUAAAACUUUUACAUAAAUUAUGUAAUGUAGGUAAAUUAAUCUAAAAUUCUUAAGACUAUUGACGCAUUUAUUAGAUUUUAUAUUGGUUAAAAAAGUAUUUUAUUAUAGAGGUGACAUUACUAUUGAUAUUAUUAUAAAGGGUGCAUUUAUUCAACUGUAAAAUUGCCGAAAAAUUACUAACGUACGAUUAUAAUUUGUCGGCCAUUUUUCAUUAAAGUUAACUUAUUAAACAGACUGAAUAUUAUUUUUAUUUUUUUUGUUAAUUUAUUAAAUAUUUUUAUUUAUUCUAUGUACCGUUGCUUGACGGAGGUAUUUAUAAAUUAACGAAUAGACUUUAUGAGAGAACUUAUAAAUGUGAAUACAUAAUUUAUUUUAUUAUGAUUUCGUGAAUUGCUCAUGUUACGUUAGUUACAAACAACGAAUGUAUCAAAGAUUUAAUAAAUUUUAAUGGAAAUUAUAAAACCUGUUUUAUUACAAUUUUCACCGAAAAUCUAGCAGAUAAAAAAACUAUUAGGUAGUAUAAAAGAAUCAAAUUAAUAAUUGAGUUUGAUCCUAAAUU
Messenger RNA from Spodoptera litura, 1713 nucleotides. RefSeq lists its product as uncharacterized. Lineage: Eukaryota; Metazoa; Arthropoda; Insecta; Lepidoptera; Noctuidae. The record is from RefSeq and is a predicted model, not a curated record.